Carassius carassius (crucian carp) is the source of this 2394-nucleotide messenger RNA. RefSeq names its product IST1 factor associated with ESCRT-III (gene ist1). The coding region runs from base 149 to 1192 and encodes 347 amino acids. The record is from RefSeq and is a predicted model, not a curated record. The transcript is spliced from 10 exons. Gene Ontology annotation, biological process: protein transport. Lineage: Eukaryota; Metazoa; Chordata; Actinopteri; Cypriniformes; Cyprinidae.
AUUUUCCACUGGCGAUCAGGUGACGUGUGGCGUCACGGAUUAAGUCACGUCCAAUGCGGAAGUGAAUGCUAACGGAGCAGUCGCCCAAACAUUCUAAUCGAAACCGACUCUUUCCCAGCGUCUGAAGAGAAGCUGACACGUCUCCAUCAUGUUUGUUGGAGGGUUUAAAUCCGAGAGACUUCGUGUCAAUCUCAGGCUGGUCAUAAACCGCCUCAAACUUCUUGAGAAGAAGAAAACUGAAUUAGCCCAGAAGGCUCGCAAGGAGAUCGCAGACUACUUGUCGGCCGGGAAAGAUGAGCGUGCGAGAAUCAGAGUCGAGCACAUCAUCAGAGAGGAUUAUUUGGUGGAGGCCAUGGAGAUCCUGGAGUUAUACUGUGAUUUGCUGAUCACCCGUUUUGGCUUAAUACAGUCCAUGAAAGAACUGGACCCUGGACUACAAGAAGCAGUGUCCACUCUCAUCUGGGCUGCCCCUCGACUGCAAGCAGAAGUGACAGAACUGAAGAUUGUUUCAGAUCAGCUGUGCGCCAAAUACAGCAAGGAGUAUGGAAAGCUAUGCAGGACAAAUCAGAUUGGAACAGUUAAUGAUAGGCUUAUGCACAAACUGAGCGUGGAGGCCCCUCCCAAGAUUUUGGUAGAGCGUUACCUCAUUGAGAUCGCCAAAAACUACAACGUUCCCUAUGAACCUGAUGCCAUGGUUCGGCCAGAGGUGUGUCUGGGUGAAGAGGCCGAUCUGAUUGAUGUGGACAGUGACUUCAAGAAGCCAGGAGCUGGUGGUGGUGGAGGAGGAGGAGGAGGAGGGUUUACGGCUCCCGCUGUAGGCAUGCCUAUGCCCAUGCCCAUGCCCACAGCUUUCAACUACCCCAUGCCCAAAGGAGCUGAGCCCUUUAAUGGUUCUGUUGGCUUUAGCAACUUCCAGGCUCCAGUGAGAGGAGGGCAGCCCCCACAGCUGCCCAGCUGCCCACCCACCUAUGAAUCUAUCGAUGAGUUGUCUGUCAAACCCUCUAAUCCUUCCCAGGUCGUCCCAGGCCCAGCCCCGUCUGCUCAGAUCUAUGACAACUCUUCCCUUCCUGAACUUCCAUCUGUUCCCGACACACUCCCAGCCUCCUCCUUCGGAGCGAAAGCCAACACAUCAGACGACAUUGACUUUGACGACCUGUCACGGCGCUUUGAAGAGCUCAAGAAGAAGACCUAAUUACAGAGAGCACAUCUGGGAGUCAGAACAUCUGUCUCCGCUGCCACACGAGGAUAGUUCAAUGUACCCUGUCCAUAUUCACAUACUCACAGGUCUUCUGGUGGAGGUGUAAUAUAAUGCUUGUAACUUAACACAAUGAAGGAUUGGAUGCUGUAUAGACACUUGUGAAUGGCAGUGGCAGAAAUGUAUACGCUCAUUUUAGACUUUUACUUAACAUGGACUGUUGACAAAUCUCCUAUCCUUUGAAUGAGCACUUUGCUUAGAGGGCCUUGCUGACAAUUAAAACUAGUUAAUCAUCUGUAGUGUAAUAAUCUCUGCACCUUGUAUGAGCACCUGAGAAGUCUAUUGAAUAUUUAUAUUAAAGAUUAGAUUAUAAUUUCGGCGUUUGGUAACUUACCCCUUUAAAAAGCAAAGAACAAAACUUUGUCUAAGUUUUCCCCCAGCAAAUCAGAAAUCUCAGACUUUUCUAGGAAAAAGCAGGUUUAACCUGUUGCCAUUAUUUACACCCAGAGUUGUGUAAUGAACUAUGAUUCUGCAAACAACUGUCAUGGAUUGUAAGUGGAUCACAAUGUUUGUGCAAAGUGACUCAGCUUUUUGUUAUUGACAGAAUGUGUUUUGAUGUUAUGGUUUGGUGAACACCAAAGUGUGCUUGAUUCUGGUGAACUAAGCACAGAAUUUAAGAAAAGAUUACUUAAUUUAGAGUAAUCUCUGUGUCCUAAAGUUAGGCGUUUCCUAUUAUUUUUUCUGUUAACGUAGUUACUCAUGUCAGCCAUCUUAAUUUGACUCAAAAGGAAAGGCUUUGUAUUUUAUCUACAAUAACACUCCUUUUCUAGUCCUGUCUUUGUGUGUGUGUGUGUGUGUGUGUGUUUCUGGACUGAAUUUGCUUUAGUUUCCACAUCUAAAGCUGUUGCCUUUCUCUGGGAAAUGUGACUUUCCUGCCAGCUUGUACCAUGGACUCCACAUUUGAAUAAGUAUUUACAUGCUAAUUCUUUUCUUUGGUGGGUUUUUUUAUCAUAUAUCAUUGACUUACUUGUUGUAGGAUUUGACUGUUUAAAGUGUCAGUGUCUUAAGUUUUGAAAGAGUUGUUUUGGUUGCUUUCUACUUGAUUAUAUAACACUAAUUUGUGUUUUAUGUUUGAUACUGGCUUUAGCUUGCAUUGAAAACAAAUCUUAUGCCAUGUAAUAAAGUCUAUUUGCUCAUAA